GUCUAUUCUUAGUCCGCCUAUAGUCUAUAUCGAACUACUAUACAUGUUUGUUAUGCUAUACUAUGUAUUCACAGCGCAGAAUCAUACUAUACCAGACAACUAAGUGUCGGAGAGGGUGUGUAGGGUGAAAAAUGUUGCGCUCUCUUGUGUUUUCACCCUCUGUUAAUCAGGGUCUAACAUCCCUGAUACGCAAUAACAUUGCAUUAGCAGGAUGUCCAGCAUCUUUAGUUUGUCAAACUAAACACAUGGCCACAGAUAUAUCAAAAACAAGUAAAAGUUCUUUGCCACAAAAAGUAAAGAAGAUACCUUAUAGCCCUUUUCAAAAUACUAACAAUCUUGCUGAAUAUGCAGUAGCUCGAUUAGAUGAUAUUUUAAAUUGGGGUCGUAAAGGAUCAAUGUGGCCACUUACAUUUGGUCUAGCUUGUUGUGCUGUUGAAAUGAUGCACAUAGCAGCUCCAAGAUAUGAUAUGGAUAGAUAUGGAGUUGUAUUUAGGGCUUCUCCAAGACAAGCUGAUGUUAUUAUAGUUGCUGGUACUCUAACAAAUAAAAUGGCCCCAGCAUUGAGGAAAAUAUAUGAUCAAAUGCCUGAACCUCGUUGGGUUAUUUCAAUGGGAAGCUGUGCUAAUGGUGGUGGUUAUUAUCAUUAUAGUUAUUCUGUUGUCAGAGGAUGUGAUAGGAUUAUACCUGUGGACAUAUAUGUGCCAGGAUGUCCCCCAACAGCAGAAGCUUUAAUGUAUGGUAUACUUCAAUUGCAGAAAAAAGUUAAACGUAUGAAAACAUUACAAGUAUGGUAUAGACAAUGAAUGUAAAUACAUCUUAUAAUUGUAGCAAAUUAUAUAUAAAAGUUGUUAUAA
Apis dorsata (giant honeybee) is the source of this 854-nucleotide messenger RNA. Its product is annotated as NADH-quinone oxidoreductase subunit B 2-like. Bases 132 to 803 code for a protein of 223 amino acids. Gene Ontology annotation, molecular function: NADH dehydrogenase (ubiquinone) activity; 4 iron, 4 sulfur cluster binding; quinone binding. The transcript has 3 exons. NCBI's taxonomy places the organism in Eukaryota, Metazoa, Arthropoda, Insecta, Hymenoptera, Apidae. The record is from RefSeq and is a predicted model, not a curated record. Gene Ontology annotation, biological process: electron transport coupled proton transport; aerobic respiration; mitochondrial respiratory chain complex I assembly.